Messenger RNA from Monascus purpureus, 1754 nucleotides. The record is from the annotation of a GenBank genome assembly. Lineage: Eukaryota; Fungi; Ascomycota; Eurotiomycetes; Eurotiales; Aspergillaceae.
UUUCUUUAUCCAAUCUGUUUAUCAAAUGUAUUUGUAACUUAGAUUUGCCCACCGACUUCUUCUCCUUCUGUCGUGGCCGCAAUUGCACCAUGCUGCCAUUUAUAGACGAUUUUUUCGAGUAUCCUGCAACGCUCACCGGGGCUUCUAUCGAUGAGUUGAAACUCAUCGCGUCGUUUCUGCUCUCCUACCCUCUGUCGGCCGUGUUGAAGAGAAUCCCUGAUCGUCAGCCAUGGAUGAAGAAUGUUUUCACCAUAGCAGUAUCUCUGUUCUAUCUCGUUGGGCUGUUUGACCUAUGGAGUGGUCUGCAGACUCUACUGUUCAGCGCUGCGGGGACCUACGCUAUCGUCUACUAUCUGGACGGUUCGCUGAUGCCCUGGAUCGGCUUUAUUUUCCUCAUGGGCCAUAUGUCUAUAAGCCAUAUCUACCGACAGAUUCUCAAUGACCCCAGCGCGGUCGAUGUCACUGGUGCUCAAAUGGUCCUCGUUAUGAAACUCUGCACAUUCUGCUGGAAUGUUCAUGAUGGUCGUCUCCCACAAGAGCAGCUCUCGGAUGCGCAAAAAUACACAGCAAUACGUGAACUCCCAGGUUUCUUGGAUUACAUGGGCUACGUACUGUUUUUCCCAUCUCUCUUGGCCGGCCCCUCUUUCGAAUAUAUCUAUUACCACCGUUGGAUCGAUACGACCUUAUUUGAUAUACCUCCUGGGACAGACCCUUCUAAGGCCCCCCGGACUAGGAAGAAGCGCAAGAUCCCGCGAAGUGGAAGACCUGCCACAAAGAAACUUGUUGCGGGGCUAGGCUGGAUCCUUUUGUUCAUACGAUUAUCGUCGGUUUAUUUUCCCGAAGCCGUCCUCGGCCAAGACUUCUUGCAAUAUUCCUUCUUCCGCCGCAUGUGGAUUGUGCACAUGCUCGGUUUCACGACUCGACUGAAGUACUAUGGUGUAUGGACACUUACCGAGGGAGCCUGUAUUCUCUCGGGCAUGGGAUACAACGGCUUCGAUCCGAAGACCGGCAAGGUGUUCUGGAAUCGACUGGAGAACGUUGAUCCAUGGAGGCAGGAGACCGCGCAGAACGUACGCGGUUAUCUCGCAAGCUGGAACAAGAAUACAAACCACUGGCUGCGCAAUUACGUGUACUUGCGAGUCACUCCUAAAGGCAAGAAGCCUGGUUUCCGGGCCAGCUUGGCAACCUUCGUCACGAGCGCAUUCUGGCAUGGCUUCUAUCCUGGCUACUAUCUCACUUUCGUCUUUGCUUCCUUUAUCCAGACAGCUGCGAAAAACGUCCGCCGGUAUAUUCGGCCCUUCUUCCUAACACCGGACGGCACCAAACCCACACCGUACAAGCGAUAUUACGACAUUAUUAGUCUGCUUGCCACGCAAUCAAUCGCCUCGUUUACCGUUCUCCCCUUCAUUCUUCUAUCUUUCCACGACUCGAUCCUAGUCUGGUCCCGCGUCUAUUUCUACGGAAUAGCAUGCACCACUGCAUCCUUCAUCUUCUUCGCAAGCCCCGCCAAGGCCUUUCUUGUCAAGCACAUGAAAUCGCGCAGCAAACGCGCCUUUGUGUCAUCAACUGAGGAGCCACAACGACCACCUACAUUGGGACUGCCGAAUGACCCGGAGAGGGAAUUCGAAGAAGCAGUACAGGAGAUCAAGGCCGAGAUUGAGGCGAGAAGAAGACGUGGUAGUAUCAUAUCUAUGCCGACUGGCACGCAGUUGAAGGCUGCCGUUCAGGAGAAAAAGGGUCGGAGACUAUUGUGA